Messenger RNA from Erigeron canadensis, 1730 nucleotides. RefSeq names its product UNC93-like protein 1. The record is from RefSeq and is a predicted model, not a curated record. The coding region runs from base 103 to 1518 and encodes 471 amino acids. Lineage: Eukaryota; Viridiplantae; Streptophyta; Magnoliopsida; Asterales; Asteraceae. The transcript has 2 exons.
CUUACAAUUCCAUUCAUCACUUAUUAUAAAUCCCUCCCUCAUUUCCCUCUACACAAAUCUAUUUCUACUUAUAAUAAUAUAUACACAUAUAUAGAUUUGAUCAUGGGUGAAAAAGAAGACCAAGAAACAGGAUCCCCAAUAGAAAUAAAAAACUCGGUUUUUCGAUACAAUUCGCCAUUAAUUCAAGUAGGGUUAAUCGGGUUAGUCUGUUUCUGUUGUCCAGGAAUGUUUAAUGCAUUAUCAGGUAUGGGUGGUGGUGGUCAACUUGACCACACAGCUGGUAAUAAUGCCAAUACUGCCCUGUACACCACCUUUGCUAUUUUCGGCAUUUUGGGUGGGGGCAUUUACAACAUUUUAGGCCCCCGUCUCACUCUUUUCGCAGGGUGCAGUACUUAUAUAGUAUUUGCAGGCUCAUUUUUGUACUAUAAUCAUCAUCACCAACAAGGUUUUGUUGUAUUUGCUGGGGCAUUAUUAGGUGUUGGUGCAGGGCUUUUAUGGGCAGGGCAAGGGGCAAUUAUGACAUCUUACCCACCUGCACAUAGAAAAGGGACUUAUAUAUCUAUGUUUUGGAGUAUUUUUAAUAUGGGUGGUGUUAUUGGAGGGUUGAUCCCUUUUAUAAUGAAUUAUAAUCGUGAAACCGCGGUUUCUGUUAAUGAUGGGACUUAUAUUGGGUUUAUGGUUUUUAUGACGAUUGGUACUGUACUUUCUUUGGCUAUAUUGCACCCGAGUAAAGUGAUUCGUGAAGACGGGUCUCAUUGUACUAAUAUUAAGUACUCGAGUGUUGUCACUGAAUCUGUUGAAAUCGUUAAAUUGUUUGGUAACUGGAAGAUGUUGUUGAUUGUGCCUGCAGCGUGGGCGAGUAACUUUUUUUAUAGUUAUCAGUUUAAUAAUGUGAAUGGGGCCUUGUUUAAUUUGAGAACAAGGGGGUUAAACAAUGUGUUUUAUUGGGGUGCACAGAUGAUUGGGUCUGUGUUUAUUGGUUACAUUAUGGAUUUUAGUUUCAAAAGCCGAAAGAAGAGGGGUUUGGUUGGUAUCACAGUUGUCGCAGUUAUAGGAACCGGGAUUUGGAUUGGUGGGCUUUUUAAUCAAAGGGGUUACAAUUACCAUGAUGUGAAGAACGAAAGCUUGAAGCUUUUAGAUUUCAAGAAAUCUGGCAAUGAUUUUGCAGGGCCGUUUGUGCUUUAUUUUAGUUAUGGGCUAUUGGAUGCAAUGUUUCAGAGUAUGGUUUAUUGGGUUAUCGGUGGCUUGGCUAAUGAUUCCGUCAUUCUUAGCAGAUAUGCUGGAUUUUACAAGGGGGUACAAAGUGCUGGUGGCGCAGUGGCGUGGCAAAUUGAUACACAUCAUGUGCCUUUCAUGACUCAGUUGAUAGUUAAUUGGGUACUUACUACUAUAAGUUAUCCUUUGUUAGCCCUUUUGGUUAUAAAAGCAGUAAAAGACGAAGAUGAAGUGGAAGAAGAGUUUCCCUCUGGCAAUCCAAAGGCGAUAGAGUCUAAUGAUGAAUUUAGCAAACCAACUUAAAAGAAUAUAAUGAUGAAAUGAUGCAAACACUUUGUUUAUUUUGUUAAUUUUUGUUUCUAAAUGUGCUGUUUUCUUAGGCAGAAUGGGUAUCAUGAAGUGUAAAUGUUGUCUAUUGCAGCAUUUUUUAGGUGUUUGAAUUGUAGAUUGUCUUUUCUAUGAAGACUGGUUUUAUCUUUGUUUUUUGAAUUUCAUACAAGUGGAAUUAGUUCUUU